GAAAGUGGGUGGUGUACGGUCGUCCGGAAUUCGUCCGGAUGAUUCAAGAAUAUCUGGCUCAAUACUUUGUAGAGUUACAACAUUACGAGUUCCGUUCCCCCCGGUGGUCUCAAUGGGUGUUUAGUGUUUAGUUUCACGAGAACCACUAUCAGCCACUGCGUUAGUCAGUAAGCCCCGCUAUAAGAAGCGGUGACGACCAGCCAGUUGGAAAGUUUUAGCGGUCAGGGUUGCCCCAAUUGUUUACUACGACCAGCAGGUGCAAACAAUCAACAAUUGCUUUUUGUGUCAACCGCCGGACAACGUAAUGGCACCGUGGAGACGAUCGCUGGCUUUCGGCCUGUGCUUCGUGGUGCUGCUCAGCCUGACCUCCCGAUCGUGGGGGUACUUUUACAGCGAGAACCACGAGGGAAGCACCAACGACCGGUUCUGUUUCUGUCAGCUGCAGGGAACGAUCGACGACUGCAGUUGCAACGUGGAUACCGUGGAUUACUACAACAAUGUGAAGAUCUUUCCUCGGCUCAAGAGUCUGCUGGUGAAGGAUUUCUUCCGGUACUACAAGGUGCACCUGGAGAAAGAGUGCCCGUUUUGGGUCGACGACAGCAAGUGUGCCAUGCGCUUUUGCCAUGUUGAGCACUGCGAAGAGAAAGACAUACCGCCCGGGCUGAAGGGGGACGUGUCUUCCUAUCACAAGUACAUUAAAGAGGUACAGACACUCACGAACUGCAACGAAGACUUGAAUGCGGAACUAGGCUACCUGAACACGAGCAUAAGCGACAAGGCACACAAAGAGUUCCAGGUGUGGGCCGAUUAUGACGAAGCGCAAGACAAUUUCUGCAUUCUCGACGAUCAUGAACCGGGCGCCCAGUACGUCGAUCUGCUGCUCAACCCGGAACGGUACACGGGGUACCGCGGGGAAUCUGCACGACGCAUCUGGAGCAGUAUUUAUUUAGAAAAUUGCUUCCAAGCUCACUCGGUGAAGAAAAAGAGUGCCUACUCGGCGAUGAUCCCGUAUCAGGAUAUGGCUCGGAAUGAGGUUUGCCUUGAGCAUCGGGUGUUUUACCGGAUGAUAUCGGGGUUGCACUCGAGCAUUAACAUACACCUCUGUGCCAACUAUCUGCUGUCGGAGAAGGGCUCGCUAGGGUUCGUGGCUCCGACCGGGCUCUGGGGUCCGAACAUGGAGGAGUUCGAGCGUCGCUUUAGCCCACACAUGACCGACAACGAGGGUCCACACUGGCUGAGAAACCUGUACUUUGCGUACCUCGUGGAGCUGCGCGCACUGGCCAAAGCAGCCCCGUACCUUCGGAACGAAGAGUACUUUACCGGGCUCGAGAAGGAUGAUCGGGAGGUGAAGAUGGCCGUGAAGGAUUUGCUGACCGUGAUCGAAGCUUUCCCGUCGCACUUCAACGAAACGGUUAUGUUCAGUGGCGGUGGUACAUCGGCCAUCAAGCUGAAGCACGAGUUCCGGGAGAAGUUUAUGAACAUUUCCAAGAUCAUGGACUGCGUCGGUUGUGACAAGUGUCGACUGUGGGGGAAGCUACAGGUGCAGGGUAUGGGGACGGCGUUGAAAAUUCUCUUUUCCGGCAAAUUUGACGACAAGUUCGACGAGAACGGCAUCAGCACGCGGCUCAAGCAGCAGCAAUCGCCGUCGUUAAAGUUGAAGCGAGGUGAAAUCGUGGCACUAUUUAACGCAUUCGGCCGGCUGUCGACAAGCAUACACGAGCUGGAGGAGUUCCGGCAGCGGAUGCGAUGAUGGGAAGAGAGACUAGCCUACCAAACUUAACCGUUACAACGACUUUGUGAUGAAAGCCCAGACUUGUAAAAACCCAACUCUACUCCGAACUUGAGACAGUGAUUUUCCCGUGGCUCGUUUACGAAAAGACUUAGUAACCUCCCUGGUCGCGGUCCCGUUGGGGGUGUGGUUAAUAUUAAAUUAUUUUAAUUCUCCCUGUUUGUUUUCCUAUUUUUGUUCGAUGCUUAGGAUAACUCGUAUAUGUACUCGGCAGCUCGACCGGGUACGGUUUGUGUACUGAUCUCGAAGAUCAAGAUGAUAUUUACAAACCACGUGAACGGUGUUCACCCCCCACCCGCAAAACGCGAUCGUUGGUAGACGUGAUCGUGUAGAUACAGACAGGAUAUACACGAAGAGAAUAGCCGCCCGAUUAGAUGGGCCCCCCUUUUUGGUACGGAACCGUUCCCGUACCGUUUCCUACUAACUUAUACCUACCUAGUACCAACACUACCCUGGUAAAUGUUUUCACAAUGGAUGUAAAUUAUGAGUGUACAAUCAACCGUAUGAGUUUUUGUAAAUAAAUAGCCAAUAUUACAAUUCAUAA
Anopheles aquasalis is the source of this 2333-nucleotide messenger RNA. It is a transcript of the gene Ero1L, whose product is annotated as endoplasmic reticulum oxidoreductin-1-like protein. The record is from RefSeq and is a predicted model, not a curated record. Gene Ontology annotation, cellular component: endoplasmic reticulum; endoplasmic reticulum membrane. Gene Ontology annotation, molecular function: thiol oxidase activity; FAD binding; protein-disulfide reductase activity. Gene Ontology annotation, biological process: protein folding in endoplasmic reticulum. Lineage: Eukaryota; Metazoa; Arthropoda; Insecta; Diptera; Culicidae.